This is a messenger RNA of Dendrobium catenatum, 1013 nucleotides long. RefSeq names its product cytokinin riboside 5'-monophosphate phosphoribohydrolase LOG1-like. Lineage: Eukaryota; Viridiplantae; Streptophyta; Magnoliopsida; Asparagales; Orchidaceae. The record is from RefSeq and is a predicted model, not a curated record. Gene Ontology annotation, molecular function: hydrolase activity, hydrolyzing N-glycosyl compounds. The coding region runs from base 205 to 912 and encodes 235 amino acids. Gene Ontology annotation, cellular component: nucleus; cytosol. Gene Ontology annotation, biological process: cytokinin biosynthetic process. The transcript has 7 exons.
UCCAACACCAUGUCCUUGUUGUUUAAGCAGACAAAAGGGUGUGUUGGGGCUCAAAGAGGUGGACGCUGAUUCAGUAUUGAAGAUUCUGUAUCCUUCUAUAAUUAAGAAGAGCUUGGAGUUCCUCUUCUUCUUCUCUCUCUCUCUCUCUCAACCUCUACCUCUAUCUCUCUCUCUUUGCUUGUGCUCAGCUUCUCUUACAGAAUCAUGGAGAAAAAACGUCAGAAAAUUGGAGAAAGCAGUGGAACAAAAUUUGAAGGAAUCAGUGAUAAGAAAUCAGAAAGGUUUAGAAGGAUAUGUGUUUUCUGUGGAAGUAGAGCAGGGAAAAGGCCUUCUUUCAGUGCUGCAGCUCUUGAGCUUGGCAAACUACUGGUUGAUAGGAAGAUAAAUUUGAUUUAUGGUGGUGGGAGUAUAGGUCUCAUGGGUUUGAUUUCUCAAACAGUCUUUGAUGGUGGCUGUCAUGUCUUAGGAAUUAUACCAAGAGCCUUACUACCUCAUGAGAUUUUAGGAGAAACUAUUGGAGAAGUUAAGACAGUUGCAGACAUGCAUGAGAGAAAGUCAGAAAUGGCUAAACAUGCUGAUGCUUUCAUUGCCCUUCCAGGUGGGUAUGGGACAAUGGAGGAGCUGUUAGAAAUGAUAGCUUGGUCACAGCUUGGAAUACAUGAAAAACCUGUGGGAUUAUUGAAUGUUGAUGGCUACUACAACAGUCUUUUAGCAUUGUUUGACAAAGGAGUUGAAGAAGGCUUCAUAGAGAGCUCAGCAAGGCAUAUUGUGGUUUCAGCAGAGACUGCAGGGGAGCUCAUUAGAAAAAUGGAGAAUUAUGCAGCAAUUCAUGACAGUGUGGCACCCAGACAAAGUUGGCAAGUAGACCAAUUAUUAGAGUCUCCCCCUACUGAUCAUACUCCCAAGACUUGAAAUUACUAAGUAUUUUAUAUGCCUUUGUGUUCAAAUAGCAUAUAUUUUGUCAGUAAUUUAUGGAGAAAUAGUCAAAAGUACAUGAUUUUGGAAGGAUUUAC